UUCAAACAUGGCCGCCUACACGAAGCCAGCGGGCGCUGGUCGUGACCAUCUGGACAUAAACGUGGCCUUCACGUGCACAAUAUCGCCGGACAAGAUCGGUAAAUUGAUCGUGGAGAUCGUCAAGUACGUCCUGUACGAGCGCGAGCAGCUCCCGAUGCCGUACGACGACUUGAAGCGUCACGUCGAGGACGUGGCGCAAAGUCAAAGCGCCCAGAAGAAGGCUGUCAAUCCGUUCCUGCAGGCCAAGCAACGCAAGGCCAUCACCAGCCUCCAGGGCAUGGACGCCAUCUUCAGCGUCGCUCAGGACCUCAUCCGCGAGCGGAAGGUCACCAGGGUCCUCCUGCUGUUCGGCGCCACUGUGCUCUCUCCCGUCGAGAGCUACCUGAUCCGCGUGCCUCAGCGCCGCCACGGCUGUCACAGCUGCGGCACGGCCGCCGGCUUCCGGCGCUGCAUGCUAGACGUCCUGGAGGCGUUCCUCCGCGUCGACUCGACCCGCAAGGCGGCCGCCGCGUCCAAGUUGACUACGUUCCUGCUCGUGCGGAGGGAGGACGUCAUCCUGAACCUCAUGGACGUCAAGCCCGGCUUUGUCGUGCCGCGCAAGGGCAGUCUCACGACGCUCGACCUCGCGCUCCCGCCGUGCCCGCACGACGUCCUGGAGGACGGCCUCAAGGUGUGGUCCGACGCCAUCCAAGACGUGUCCACAUUUGCGGACGAAGACGCGCCCCAGGGUUGUCCGGAGGAGUUCGUCUGGGUGCAGUGCAAACCCGUAUUCCUGACGGUGGCUGCCAGCACGUUUGUGAAAGAAGCGCCAUCGGACUCUUCGAAAAAUUCACUUCUGAGAUAGUGUAAUGGUGCAUGACAUACUACUGGCACGGUUUAUUUUUGUAUGUGUCAUUUUAGAAUGCGUCUGAAGAGCCGCUCGCAACAAGGAGUGCGCGUCUGUGAUUUCCCGUACGUCAGCUCACAGAUCGGAGUACAUAGAUUUCAUGCAGACUGAGUAUGGAAGCCAGCACACAGUUUGUUGCUAUGGUUGAAUGGCUGGACGUGUUCUGCAUAGGCAGCAACUGUAGUACUGCAUCUGCAUAGACAGUUACGACCUUCCCGCUGAUGUGGAAAAGAACUGUUGUCGACGAUUUAGACAUCAAGCCACCUUUCCAGUUCAGCUUUGGCAUUAUGCUGUGCCCAUAGCCAAACAGGAAACUGCUGGUGUGGUCUGAUGCCGUGCAAGUUUCACGUGUGUUUGUCAUGGAUGUUACUGGUGCCUUUUCGGAGUCUACCAGGAUACUUUGCAGAAGAUUGAUGCAAGCUGGUGCUUUUGACGGUCACUCAAUGGCACGUGUGUGGAAUAUGCAUCACCCAAGGCGUCUAGAAACUAGUUUUUUCAGACACUGUGUUGUUGCACGUUGUGAGAGUAGUAGUUAUUUAAUGUUAGCUUACAUUACCAACCACUCUGACAAACGUCCGCAUUUACGAAAGCAACAACGCCUCGUGCAUUGUGUUAGCUCAUUGAAACAGUUAUUUGUAUACCUUUUUAAAAUGUCUAUGACAGAGAAUUUAGCAGCUGAACCAAUCUCGGCCAUCAAGUGGAAUUCUAACAUAGACAAACAGAAAGCUGAGCCAUUUGGUAGGAGUUCACGAUUUGAGAAGGCAGGCCCAAGACAACAAGAAAAGGAGAGGAAAAACAGGGCAGUGUGAACGCUCUUUGUUGUCCUUUAUGUUCCUGAUUAUUCGAUUCACGAAUGCAAAUGCAUAUUUGACUCAUUUCAUGUUUCGUGGAAUGGGCAAUACAGCUUUAUUUCAAGAAAUUUCACAAGAAUAUGCAAAAAAAAUACAUGUUAUUAGUGGCCAAGAAUGCAAGCUUUAGUGCACCAAGCGCAUGAAAGACAUUGGCCUAAACUCUGCCAUAAUAUAUGCUCUGACAAUCUUGUAUCGUUGGAAUGCUGACAAGGUCUACUGGAAAGAUGGAGCAGUUGUCGCGAUCCAAUCUGGCCAAACGAGGAGAGACCGUAGCCGACGCUGUGACAAAGCGAUCCAAGACAAGUCUGCUUGUCAAAACAUUGGCACCAGACUAAGGCUUCCUUUGGUUGUUCACAGUUGCUUCCUAGCUCUGCUGAAGCAGCUCGCCUCGCCAUGUGAUGUGUGGCAGUGCAAGAUAAAUGGCAACGGAAUGACCAUAACAUUUGGCUACUGACAGAACUUGGUACUUAACUUGUAUUGCAGGUGAAGCACGGAGGACAAUAGAAAGAUGAGGCACUGCGUACCCGCCAUGUCAUACUUCCGUUUUCCUCCGACUUGUGUUCCAACUGUACUACACUGACAAAUCUAUCAGUCUCUCCUCCCUACUAAUUCUAAUGUUUGGCUCUCCAGCGUGCAGUUCCAGAGCAGAAUGUCUGAUUGGUCCAACUAACGUUAGUUCGCAGUUCCUUUUAAACAUUGCUGCCCUGGCAAUUGGAGGUAUUUUAUUUCCAUCUGGGGAUUGCUUAUGGCGAAACGCAGUAACAAGGAAGAAUAUAUCUGCUUGACAGGAUGAGGCCUUCUGUCACUCAGUUGCUGUUCGCACAGCAUGUUUACGAAACUUUCACUUUUGCUCUUUCACAUUUUCAUCAAACAUCACGUGUUUUCUACAGGCAAUAUGUGCAGACACUGCCAGAGACACCAAAGGCUAUAAUUGCCUGACAAAGGCCUCUGACUCUAUGCAGCUUGCAAGCGGCAACAAUACGAUGACAACCGCGGGCUGUAUUUUGACUCUGAUGAUAACUGCAUCUCGCCUUUGGAAACGUCUUCACAAAUUACAAGCGUAAAACAUUUUACGUCUUGUUUAACUGCCAUCAGGAUCAAAUGUAAUCGUAAUUAACUGCUAUCGGGAUCAAACAUAAUCGUGAUGCAAGUGUGUUGGACUGUUUACAUGCAUUUAAUAUAGAGAAAGUGGAAGUGAUUUUGGACUAUGUGGCUUCGACCACAGAAAGCAAGUUUUGUGCUCUAUCUUGUCCCGCACGAGGCACUUAGAUGAGUCGUGUGCCCAAUCGAGGUCGUAACUUUAAACAUAGAAAGCUCCAUGCUUUCCCUGCAAAGUUUACGAAAUUGCGCGAUGUCAGAAUUUUGUUUGGUGGAGGGUGCGAGAUUUGCAUGUAAUUUUGUAACUUGCAUGUAAGUUUUUUAUACAUCGUCUAUUACAAGUAACAUUUAUUGCCUUCAGUUUUACGUGCAUGUUUAUGCAUCCAAACCUUCUCGUGCAUGUCGACUAUUGCAUGCCUGGUGCAAUACCACCAAUUGUGAAUUUAUAGCGGUAUGGCAAGCCUAAUCGCUGCUGCAUGAUUUUACAGUCUAUGCAAUGGACCAAUCACGAAGCUUUCUAUGCCGUUCGCAAACUGUUAAUGACGACCUUACGCUGUUAACCCUUUUUUGGGGUGUUGUAAUACCUUUAAGAAACAAUAUUAGCGAAGAACUAUUAGCAUGAGCUAUUUUGGUUGUAGUGCUUUUGUGUGUGUGCGCGGAUGCGUGCUUUGUUUUUGAUAUACAAAACUUUUACUGUGACUGCUUGAUUGAGGCUGUCAGUGAAGCGGAAAAGUUUGAUUGACAGCUCGGCAAAUUGUCUUGGCGCUCUUGCGCUUUUGUUAAGCAUGGUGCAGACUCCCAUAUUGAGUCGUCGGAGCAGUUUUUUACGAUUUGUCCUUACUCUUUCAUGUUAAAUGUGCCAAAUCAUGUGCUCAUCCAUCAGCGUCACAAUGUCAUUCCAUCAUGUUGCCUGCAAUGUACCUAUUUUUCAUGUGCCAUUUGUAGUGAAUAUUAUUUUACAAUAGAGGUAUUUGCAUGCUCACCACUGCCUUUCUACAGAAUACUUGUGAAGUUAUGGUUCGAUUUUUUACACUGUACUUAACCUAGUACAUUGUUUCUUACUCUCAAGUGAGCUAGUUGUGGUCAAUUGGUAUUACUUAAGCUAAUUAAUAGCUUUUUGCUUAUUUUCUCAAUAUGCCUACUUGACGACUUUGUCACCAUUUUCCAUGACAAGGUAGGUAUUUUUUUUAGUGUGAAAUAGUCAGAGAAAAUUCAGCGUCUGUAAAGAAAACACUACCGUAUUACAUAAUGUAUUACAUAUUACAAAAGUAUUACAUAAUAGUGUUGCAUCAAUCAAACGUUGUUUGUGAAUGAAGCUGUAUGUUCCUGCACAAAUCAUUCCUAUACUAAUUAAGGUCUUCAAUGUGCAUGUUAUAAGAUUUAAAAGAAUGGUAUCAUACAAGGAAAAAAAAAUGGCCUUAUGACGUUUAGGCCAUGUUUGCAUGUCAAACAAUGCUCACCGUUUUCUUUGGCAUAUUUCACAGUGUCUUUUAUUUCAAUGACAGUCACAAAAAAUCUGUACAUAUAUGACAUUCCUUGAAGGAACAUAGCUGUGUUAUCGUGUCAGUGGCCCAAUUUUUAUUUAUAGGACCAUCAGACUUGUUGCUCAAAGGAAUAUUCCGACUGUGUACGCGCAGUCCGUCUUCUCUUUCUUGUACACUGUAUCGUCUUGUCUAUGUUGGUGGGGGGAGAAUAAACAUGUACAAACAUCAACAUUGAUCAUUCGAAGAAAAAAAUGUGCGCAUGAGGACAUGGUGCAAUGAGAAACAUCAAUGUGUCGUAACAUAUCCGUGCACACUGAAUACUGUGGAUCACGCAGCGUUUCUUCAAUGUAGAAAAAGACACUUCUUGUGACUGUGACGAUAAACUUCCUAGGGAAAGUUAACAGCGCUGAAAGUGAAGUGCCCAGGGUUGAAUGCCAGCAAAAAAUAAAAACUUAAAAAACAUUUUAGACCACUGUAGAACGCGUUUUUCACUGGAGUGUGAGUAAAAAAAAAAAAAACGCAGUAGCCGGGAAACAUAUUACGCGAACAUGCGGUUAAAGCCAGGGAAAAAC
Messenger RNA from Rhipicephalus sanguineus (brown dog tick), 4891 nucleotides. RefSeq names its product MAD2L1-binding protein. The transcript is spliced from 2 exons. Gene Ontology annotation, cellular component: nucleus. The record is from RefSeq and is a predicted model, not a curated record. NCBI's taxonomy places the organism in Eukaryota, Metazoa, Arthropoda, Arachnida, Ixodida, Ixodidae. The coding region runs from base 8 to 844 and encodes 278 amino acids. Gene Ontology annotation, biological process: regulation of exit from mitosis.